UUUUUGAUCCUUUGUUCCCCAAAGUAAGCAUUCAUCAUCAUUUUACAUCUACUUGUACUCUUUGUGUAGGUUAACCGAUUUCCCAACGAACCAUCGGAAGUGAUUUUCCCUCGUCUAUGUAUUCCCAACGCUAGAAGACCAACACAAUAAGGUUGUUCUGAAGGAGUUACUUGUUUUGAAUUCAUCAACAAUUAUUCGACGUAGGCGUAAUAUUUGUUCUCUUUCAUUACUGACUCUUAUUAACCACUCCUAUUUUUCAUUAUCAAGAGCAUCAAUUUCACUUUCUCAAGAGCAUCAAUUUCACUUUCUACUUUUGACACACUAGUUCGACAAAAUGCCGCUCCCCGGUUUCCUCGGUUUUCUCCGCAAGUUCGACCCCUCUGCUUGCAAGGCUCAGUUGCGUAUGGCAGCUGGCCGUGCCAAGAUCCAGAAGAGUCGCACGAUCGCUGCCACCAAAAACCUGCAGAAAGAAGUUGCUUUAUUGCUGAAAGAUGGCCAAGAAAGCAGAGCAAAGAUCAAGGCAGAACAGAUCCUGCAGAACAUCAACCUCUGCGAUGCUCUAGAUUUGUUGGAUACUAUGAGCGAACUGCUGUUAACGAGGAUUCAUUUUAUCGCGGAACAAAAGGAAUGUCCUCCGGAUCUUGUGGAAACGUACUUUCAUUUUAUUGAAUUUUUGCUCGUAGCUACCCAAGAUUAAAUGAUAUCGUCGAUAGAUGACAACUCCUACUCCUUUUUAUCAUGUUCAACGUCGUUAAGUAUAUUAUAAUCUUGUUCCUCGUUGGCUUACAAGUUCUACUCUUUUGUGGGAUCUUGUCACAUCGAUUCAUCCUGCCGGUAGGUGCAGCAAACCUAUUUAGGAUGCACAGAAUAUUAGAAUACGAUCACACGACUCAAUGAUUCCAAAAAUGCACCACAGCGUCCAGACUAUCCUGUACGCUGCAAGCCGUUGCCACGUCGAAGAACUACAAAAAGUUGUGGACCAGUUCCAAGCGAAGUAUGGUGCCGAGUUUGUGAACAUCGCCAAAAAGGAUGAAAAAGGCUUGGUCCAUCAGCGAAUGGUGAAACUCCUCUCAGUGCGACCACCAACUCCUGCUGAGAUUGUCUCUAUCUUGAAAGAUGCUGCGACAUUUUACAGAGUAGAGAACUGGGACUCAAUUGGCUUAGAAGAAUGGGCAGAGGAUAUGAGAAAGCAAGAGGAAGCGAGAGCACAAGCACCGCAUAUGAACACUUUUAGUGGGGUGCCGACAAUUGGUGGACCAGGAGGGCAAGCAGGUGGACAGGCUUCACAGCAGAUGGGAAUGGGAGUCCCAAAAAUGAAGCCUAGUAUGAUGGAGCCAGAGGUAACGAUGAUUCAACAUCAAAUUAGUGGAUUAAAUUUCGACAUGGCAGCAGCACAAGCGCAACCUCAUCCUCAACAACCAACGAUGCAGCCCGUGGCUCCGGUUGUACAGCAACAGCCUACUUCUUUUUCAUCACCAGCAGCAUCCGUACAACAACUACCUCAACCCACUUCUUCUUUUGCCAGUUCAACAGGCAGUAGUUCCUCCUCCAACUUAUCCCAAUCAACAAAUAGUGGAAUCAAUGCCUUGAUCUCCGUGCCCUCAAGCACGGUGACUUCGUUCCCUGCUUCACCGCUCCUGUCGAAUGUCCAAAAUCAGCUAGCCUAUCAUGCGGAAUCAACGGAGCCGUUUGUGAUGGCCACGGUGCCCCAGGGAUAUGGCCCAGGCAUGACUCUUUUGGUGCGAACGCCUUGUGGACGCACAUUAAGUGUCAUUCUGCCGGAGAUGACACAACCAGGACAGACGAUCCAAAUACCAAUUCCACGACAAGAAAUAAUUACGGCCUCACAAGUAGAGGAGAAGACGCACCAGACAACUACCACGACAGCCGCAUAUUCUUCAACGACAGCAGGAGCAGCGACAACUGGUGCUAAUAGAAGUCUGCUAGUACCAGAAUUCGGAACUGCUCCGCAAGCAGGUGGCAUCCACUCCAACCUGGGCAGCAUUGGACCCGAUUAUCCAGAGGCUGUUGGCGGUACGCUGUUGACUGCUGACAAUGGCUUCGUCAAUUUCAGUUUUGGGUCUAACGGCAAUGGGGCUCAUUCUCACAGAAACGUACCAGUUGUUCCAACACCAUCUUUCGCUGGACUUGUUGGAAGCGGAGACAACAAAAACCUAAUGAAUCCUAGUUCUUGUGCGCCAACUCCAAUGUUUGGCAGUCCUUGCAUCACAGCAUCUUCAGACAUCAUGGAUGGACAGGAGAAGCAACCGGACAAUCUUGCUUCAUUACUUGCGGCAAACUGUAAGGAAGUUCAGGAACAACAAGAACAAGCUAAUCAGAUGAAAGGACCUGCGGAAGCGUCACCUGGAGGAGAAAUUGCUGUAGUAAGACCACAAGAACCACUAGACGUUGGAGUUGUAAAUAAAGUAGAGACGAGUCAAGCUUCUACUAAAGUAGUAAAUAGAGUAGAGAACGAUGCUUCUGCAGUUGGCGUAGGUGGGGACUCCGAUGAUUUGGAUGAUCUAAUGAGAAGAUUUAAAGCUUUACAGGAAGACUAA
Molecule: messenger RNA, 2558 nt
Organism: Amoebophrya sp. A25
Lineage: Eukaryota; Dinophyceae; Syndiniales; Amoebophryaceae
Source: the annotation of a GenBank genome assembly